UGCCUUAGUUUAGCCUUCUCAUAAACUGAAUCACAAGAACAAACAUAUGCGAGAAGUCGUACGGCUGACAGACUGAACGUGUCCUGAGUGAGGAGAAGACCUACAGGGAGAAACUAGGCAAUUCAGCAUUGCAACAAUUCCUCUUCAAAUUCCUGGAGAUUGCAGGCAAACCGGUCACUCUGUACAACUACAAGCAGAAUUUGAUCAUCAGGACUUCAGAAAAGUGAAUUUAGGUGUAAAGAAGCGUGUCAAGAUGUUGACUGAUGAGGUGCCACAGGUACAGGAGGUUAGAUACUGUCUGAAGACUCUGAGAGAGCAAAUGGCAGCAAGACAAAACAAUAAUAACAAUCAGUUUCCAUCUAACGGCUUCAAAGACAAAGUGCUCCUCGACAAAGCCAAUGGCUCUAAUGGAAUUGCGAACGGAUAUUUUCCUAAAUGUCAGGACAAGGAAGGUGAGGAAAACUGCGUGACCCUGAGAGAAGUCACCAAACAUCUCUGCACUCGUUUGAAGGAGAUGGAGAAAAGACAUCAGGAGGAGAAAGAGAGACUACAGCAAGAAAAUAGGGAAUAUCAGCGGUGGUUUCUAGAGGAGCAUAACAACCGCAUGAAGAAGUCUGAAAUCAAGGCAGAGGAACAGGGCCAAAAAGUGGAGGAAAUGCAGAAACUAAUGAGUAGUUUGGAGCUGGAGAAUGCCACGCUGGGAGAGAAACUUGCCGCUAGUGAGGCUGAACUUGAGAGGCUGAGAGAAAUUAAACAAUCGAAUCAUGAGGACAAGUGUGGGCAAUUAGAAAAGGAGCUGGCGACUCUAAAGAAUAAAAAUCAUAACUUAGAUGACAUGCUCAAAAGUCAACAGAGGAAAGUCCGAAACAUGAUUGAACAGGUCCAGAAUUCACGAACCAUGAUUGAACACCGAGACAGACUGAUCCGUGAUCUCAAAGAGAAGGUGUCUUAUCUUGAAGCUGAGAACAAAGAGAUGCAUGACCGAGUGGAGUUUUAUCUUGGUAAUCAGGUGCCUAAUCACGAUAACUUAGACAUGGGGUCAAAGGUGGUAUACAGCAAAACUCUGACGCCCACAAGCCCAGGAAACAAGUCUCUGCCCUUCAUUAAAGUGAUUGAGAUAAAGUCUUGAACAACAUGAGUAAAGAUUGAGAUAACUGCUGGAAGAAAGAGAGCGAAAGAGAUGUAUUUAGCAUUUGUGUAGCAUUUUAGUUUUUUGUUGUAUAUAUCGAAUGCAAUGCUUUGUAUAUAGGACUGUUCUAUCUAUGUCUCGUAUAUGUAUUAUAGAUUUUGUAAAACGUAGUUAUUUUUUAAGCAGCUACAUUGUAAAUGUAACUUCAGGUUGGGAGUGGAGACUAUAUGUGGUGACAUUCAUAUUUCUUAAAUAUUUGCCAGUAUGUCUGUUUCAGUUCCAUCAUGCAGAGAAUCUGAUAAUGUAACAUUUACAUAUAUAAUCUUUGACUUGUUCAUUAGUUUGUGACUCACCUUCAAUUCCAGUAGUCUGAUCUAAUACAGAAUUAAAAACAUGUACUGUAUUAAAAACAUAAUAUUUAAGACAAACUUUAUAACAAAUCAUAUUUCUGUGCAACUUACGCUCCCUAGAUGCAUACUACGCAGUCUGCGUGGCAGCAAAUCCCUAGGGGGGAACCAUCUCACCCUGGGAUAUACAUAACAUAGGAUAUACAGUUCUGAAAUGAAUGCAAAGCUAUGUAUUUUCUCUUUAGGAACUGUAUUUGUAUUAUACGGCAUAACCACUCUUGGUAUUGUGAAGAUGCUAUUUCUGUUACUGUAUUUAAAGCUAGACCCCUGCCUUUCCAUUCAUCUUUUAUUAUUAAAUGUGAAGAAAUUGUGUUCUUCUUGUUGCAAUGUUAUGGCUUUGCACAUUUCUUUGGUAUUACUGUAUUUAAUAAAUCAAGAGUAAUUACAG
Xyrauchen texanus (razorback sucker) is the source of this 1924-nucleotide messenger RNA. RefSeq names its product tuftelin-like. Bases 254 to 1129 code for a protein of 291 amino acids. Gene Ontology annotation, biological process: intracellular signal transduction. Gene Ontology annotation, cellular component: intracellular anatomical structure. The transcript has 12 exons. The record is from RefSeq and is a predicted model, not a curated record. NCBI's taxonomy places the organism in Eukaryota, Metazoa, Chordata, Actinopteri, Cypriniformes, Catostomidae.